AAAAUAAGACAUCUCAUGUAUGUGCUAUGUUGCUGCGCUCAUUCGCUCGCUUGCUCCCUCCCUCGGGGCUGCGCAGAUGCGGGAAGCGCCGCACAGUGAGCAGCUGUGAUUACACCGUCAUGGACACGAGCGCACUACAUCGGAGUUGAAUCGGGACGUUGCCAACAACAAAAACAAAGACAUUAGCACUCCCCGAAUUUUCGUCGGAUUGUAACGGAUUCCGGCGUCGCUCUUGUGAUUGGAAUAUGCCCAGCCAACGGACUCCCACAACAUGACAGCGUCGCGCUGGAGAAACUCCUGCUCCCGCGCUUCAUGAAGAGUCUCGAGGCCACAGAGCCGCCGACGCGCCGCCAGAUGUGCUGCUGUUAACUGCAGCCAACAACACAGCAGCCCGACGACACUCAACGCCUCCUUUUUGCAUUUCCCCUUCUGUGAAAGACAUGACAUCGGCUGUCCUGUUUGAGGAGCAGCUGGGCGAACUGCCCGACUAGCAUGUGCGGCUAAUUUCGGUGUACGUUAGCGGCUAAUUAGCGCACGACAACCGCGACACUCCAACGGCUGUCAGGACAGAGACCCGGACACUUUUACACUCUUUAAAACUGCUCAGUUUUAUUCCCAAAUAGUUUUUCGCCACAGAAUGAAGUGUUUCGCGUAUCCAAACGCCUUACUGGCCCGUAUAUGUGGUAGAGUUUGAGUUUGUUUUGAGUGUGUGUGCGCGCCGUGAGAGCGGCUAAACUUGGGAGGUUGUUCCCGGUGCUGGGAACGCACGGGGCCGAUGCAGAGCAGCGCGGGCGGCGGCCGCAGGCAUGCAGCACGACUUCGGCUCCAGCGAGGAGAACAGCGCGAAAUGGCGAGGCCUGUUCGUGCAGGCGCUGCGAAAGGUGCAGUUACAAGUGCAUCCAAACCUGUCGGCUAAAGAAGACGCACUCCAGCACAUUGAGGCGCUCAUACUACAGCUCCUAAACAAGCUGUGUGUUACACAGCCCAGAACAAUAGCUGAUGUCGAGGAUCGUGUCCAGAAGACGUUCCCGAACCCCAUCGAUAAAUGGGCCAUGUCAGACGCUCAGGGUGCGAUAGAGAAGCGCAAGCGAAGGAACCCACUGUUGCUGCCCGUUGAUAAGAUACAUCCACUACUGAAGGAGGUGCUGGGCUAUAAGAUCGACUAUCAUGUGUGUCUGUAUAUUGUUGCUGUGCUGGAGUACAUCUCAGCCGACAUCCUCAAGCUGGCUGGAAACUAUGUGAGCAACAUUCGACAUUAUGAGAUCAGCCAGCAAGACAUCACUGUCUCCAUGUGUGCUGACAAGGUUUUAAUGGAUAUGUUCGAUCAGGAAGAGGAGAUGGGGCUGGUGUCUCAGAGUGUAGAGGAGGUGUCUUCCUCUGGUGUGCUCACAUAUGAUGACCUUGUGCGUCUGGAGAUCGCUGAGGAGCGUCAGUAUCUGCGGGAACUCGAUCUCAUCAUCAAAGUAUUCCGCCAAGCCUUUACGCACAGUAGCAAACACUUUUCUGCUCAGGAUGUGGAGCUGGCAUUCAGUAAUAUUCUAGAGGUUCAUGAGUUAACAGUUAAGCUGUUGGGUCUCAUUGAGGAUGCUGUAGAAAUGACAGCUGAUGGGAGUCCACACCCCCUUGUGGGCAGCUGCUUCGAAGACCUCGCUGAGGAGCAGGCGUUUGAUCCCUAUGAGACACUCUCUCAGGACAUCCUCUCUAAAGAAUUCUGUCAACAUUUCAACACUCUGAUGUCCCGCCCCACUGUUGCUCUGUACUUCCAGUCAAUUGCAGAGGGAUUUAAGGAGGCAGUGCAGUAUAUGCUUCCUCAGUUGAUGAUGGUUCCCGUUUACCACUGCAUGCACUACUUUGAACUGUUACAGCAAUUGCAGGAGUGCAGUGAAGAACAAGAUGACAGAGAGUGUUUAAAACAGGCACAGACUGCACUGAUCAACCUACAAUGCAGCAUUGAACGCAUAUAUGCUAAACACCAACCGCGGCGCAAACAAUGGGAGCCACUGUAUCGGUUAUAUAGUCGUGCAUCACGCAGUAAGCAGGCAGCAAUAAAGCGUAUGAAUGACAUCCAGAGGAGUAUUGAUGGCUGGGAGGGUAGAGAUAUCGGCCAGUGCUGCAGCCAGUUCAUCAUGGAGGGGGCGCUCCUACGAGCCGGAGCCAAGCACGAACGCCAUAACUUUCUGUUCGACGGCCUCAUGAUAAGCUGCAAAGCCAAUCAGAGCUCCAGGUUGCCAGGGGCGGGCAGUGGGGCAGAGUUUCGUCUGAAAGAGAAGUUUGUUUUACGCAAGUAUCGCAUUGUAGAUCGUGACGAUUCGCCAGAGUUUCGUCACGCGUUUGAGCUGGUGGGCCGCGAGGAAAGCGGUGCCGUGUUUAGCGCGCGUUCAGCGGAAGAGAAGUGUGCGUGGAUGGCUGCGCUGGUCACACUGCAGUACCGGCCAACGUUGGACCGCAUGCUGGACACCGUCCUGCACCGCGAGGAACAAGCGCAACCGCUGAGGCUGCCGUCACCGGACGUCUACCGGUUCGCCAUACAGGAUUCUGAGGAGAACAUUGUAUUUGAGGAGGGAGCGCAGAGCAAGACUGGAAUUCCUAUUAUUAAGGCCGGGACAGUUGUCAAGCUUAUUGAGAGAUUGACAUACCACAUGUAUGCAGACCCAAAUUUCGUGCGUACGUUUCUGACUACGUACCGUUCUUUCUGUAAACCACAAGAACUGCUCACACUACUGAUUGAAAGGAUUGAGAUUCCAGAGCCAGAGCCAUCAGAAGCAGACUUAGAGGCACUUUGGAAUGGAGAGCAACCAAUGGCAGCCGAGCUUCAGAGAUUUCGCAGAGAAUAUGUGCAGCCUGUCCAACUCAGGGUUCUGAAUGUGUUCCGUCAGUGGGUAGAACAUCACUUUUAUGACUUUGAGAAUGAUCCUGAACUCAGCUGUGGACUUGAAGAAUACCUCACCAGCACCACACAACUUAGAGGUAAAUCGAUGCGCAAGUGGGUGGAGUCCAUCAUCAAAAUCAUGAGGCGGAAGAAACAAACUCAAUCUAAUGGCAUCAGUCACAACAUCACCUUUGAGAGCCCGCCCCCUCCUAUUGAAUGGCACAUCAGCCGUCCUGGGAGCAUUGACACCUUUGACCUCAUGACCCUUCAUCCCAUAGAAAUUGCUCGUCAGUUAACACUUCUAGAGUCUGAUCUGUACAGAGCCGUGCGUCCAUCUGAGCUGGUAGGAAGCGUUUGGACAAAGGAAGAUAAAGAGAAGAAUUCUCCCAAUCUGCUAAGGAUGAUUCGACACACUACCAACCUCACAUUGUGGUUUGAAAAGUGUAUAGUAGAGGCUGAAAAUGUGGAUGAGAGGGUUGCUGUAUUCUCUCGUAUUAUUGAGAUCCUGCAGGUGUUUCAAGAGCUCAAUAACUUUAAUGGAGUUUUGGAGAUUGUAAGCGCCAUCAACUCAGUACCGGUGUAUCGUCUUGACCACACGUUCGAGGCCGUGCCUGAGAGGAAGAGGAGGAUUCUAGAGGAAGCUGUUGAACUCAGUCAGGAUCAUUUUAAGAAAUACCUCGCCAAGCUCAAAUCCAUCAACCCGCCUUGUGUACCUUUCUUUGGUAUCUACCUGACUAACAUUCUAAAGACUGAAGAGGGAAAUCCGGAUUUUCUGAAACGUGAUGGAAAAGAACUGAUCAACUUCAGCAAAAGACGCAAAGUAGCAGAAAUCACUGGAGAAAUCCAGCAGUACCAGAACCAACCCUACUGCCUCAAAGUAGAACACGAUAUAAAGAGGUUUUUUGAGAAUCUGAAUCCAAUGGGAAACAUGGGCGAGAAGGAGUUUUGUGACUACCUGUUCAACAAAUCUCUAGAGAUCGAACCACGGAACUGCAAACAGCCACCUAGAUUUCCUAGAAAGACUAUGUAUUCUCUGAAGUCUCCUGGCGUUCGGCCGGUGCGGCAGGCGUCAGGAGGAGGAGGGACGCUGAAAGGUCACCCAGUGCCAUUAGAACGAGAACCACCUCACAAAAUCACCUUCAGGAGCAUCGCAGAAACAGAACCUGAGACCCCCCCUUCUCUCCCAACCUCUCCAAACACACCCACACCUCCGCAGUCUGCCAGCUCUGACCUCAACUCUGUGUUCAUGGAUCCUGACCUGAGCAGCUCCUAUGGUAACAACAGCAUAUUUGUCCCAGUUUUGCUGCCCCAGUCCAAAUUUCAGUCUGUGUCGUGUGGCAGUUUACACCAUUUGAUUGGCGAUGAGCUGCUGAAACCCCCUCCUUUACCUCCUCGCAGGAAAGAUACCUCUUCAGAGACCAAGUUGAGUUCCAGGCCCGAAAGUCCUCCCGCCAUUCCACCACGACAGCCACCGCCUCCUCGUCUGCAACCACGUGUUCCGGUGAUCAACGGGCCGUCAGACGGGCCACUUCCGAGCCCACCGCCCCCUCCGCCCCGUGACCCCCUGCCGGACACACCUCCGCCAGUUCCACAACGACCGCCGGAGAUCUUCAUCAACUACCCCGUGAACAUGCAGCCGUCUCCAGGAGGCCGUUUCCACUGGGACUUCACCAGCUCGCCUAGCACUCCCAACACCCCUCCCGGCACGCCCUCACCCCGUGCCCCGCCCCCUGGCACGCCUUCUCCACGUGUGCCUCGGCGCCCCUGCACGCCCAGCGGCAGCCAACCCAUACUGGUCCACUUGCCCCCACCCACUCCGGCUCCUCCCAUCCCGCCUCGGCACAACUCCACCCCUGCGCUGCCAAAACUGCCGCCCAAGACUUACAAGAGAGAACUCUCUCAAUCCACACACACUCUCUCACAGCCAUCCAUACACACUCUCUCGCUAGUCGACAACAGGGACAGCAACGAAUAAAAGCAUCACGCACUAAAAUACAGGCGCGAGUGUGUGUGUUUUAACAACAUUAACCUGGAACCAGACAAUCUGAUGCUAAUACAAACCUGAAGACACUCUUGAGGAAUGUGAUUAUCACUCAUUUUUCACGCAAGGUCAUGUGCUCAGCACAUUCACUGAUGGAAAUGCUGCUUCGAGGCCUUUCACCACCGUCAGACUCUGCUGUGGAUGUUUAUUUGGUUGCAGGUCAAAGGUCAACCAGGGUUCAACCCGAACACCCUCAGCACGCCUCUCUUCGGUUGCCUUUAACUCACAGCCGUGACCUUGACCAGAGAUUGUACCCUUCAGGUGAACUCUUGACAGAGCUUUUUCCUUACACUAUUUAAAGCCAAUAUGAUGUCUUAACCCCUCCCCAUAAAGGCGUACUCAUCUAUUCGUCGAUUCAUCACAAGCCCCGCCCCCUGUACUUACGCCCCGUGAUUUCCGCACCAGACUCUUAACGUGCCUUCGAUAUCAGUACUGAACAAAUUUAAGUGUCUGAAAGCAUUCGCCUUGACCAUGCUUAGAACAAACGUCUAGACUCCACCUCCGUUCGUCGUCCGUUCGUGCGCGUGCGCUUCAAGUAUUCUGUACAGAGUGACAUAUCUGCCCUCACUACUCACCUCGGCGCCGUGGCGGCCCAGUUGCUGAUGUAUCUACUGACAAUCUCAGUCUGAGACCCACCGGAUUCACACACUGUUGUAGAGUGUUUGGUGUGGACCAGUGUCAAGUUUGUGUGUCUUAAUAGUGUGCGGUGAGCCUUUUUUGCACUUUAGGGCAGUACUGUUACAGAAGCAGAGGACUCAAACUCACAAUCCUGUGACCUUAUGACCCUGUCCUGCUAACCCCCGUCCUCUGGGCUGGUCAGGACAACCGUCGGGGCUGUUUCCCAAACUCAUGAACUUUGGGACACGGCGCCGCGGUCAGAAUGUUCUAUUGUAAAUCACGCCUCCUGCUCUCAUUCAGGUCCGCUCCAUCAACCGAACCAGGUCCGUACAGGAAGGGCUUCAUCACCAGAGCAAUUCCUACUCAAUCGACCACGGAAAUGGUCUCCGAGGCGAUCAGCCAUAGAGGGACUGCAGUGUUUUGUAGUGAUGUCACAUCCUGUAUGUGUAGAUUCUCAUCCUGGCCACUCCCACUGAGAUGAUUGGUUUGAAGUGUUAGUAAUUCCCAAAAACUCACUGUUUGUUUGUAUGUGUGUGUGCGUGUGUGUGUGUGUGUGUGUGUGCGUGUGCGUGUAUGAGUGUGAGCAUUCAAGGCCUGUAACUGCUUUUGUACCAUGUUCUCCAUGAGACUCAUUAAUAAACUCGCAGUCUUAUUUUCUA
Labeo rohita (rohu) is the source of this 6187-nucleotide messenger RNA. RefSeq names its product son of sevenless homolog 2 (Drosophila) (gene sos2). Gene Ontology annotation, cellular component: plasma membrane. The record is from RefSeq and is a predicted model, not a curated record. The transcript is spliced from 23 exons. The coding region runs from base 807 to 4844 and encodes 1345 amino acids. Gene Ontology annotation, biological process: Ras protein signal transduction; positive regulation of GTPase activity. Gene Ontology annotation, molecular function: protein heterodimerization activity; guanyl-nucleotide exchange factor activity. Lineage: Eukaryota; Metazoa; Chordata; Actinopteri; Cypriniformes; Cyprinidae.